Molecule: messenger RNA, 474 nt
Organism: Ostertagia ostertagi
Lineage: Eukaryota; Metazoa; Nematoda; Chromadorea; Rhabditida; Trichostrongylidae
Source: the annotation of a GenBank genome assembly
CUUUCCUGUUUUCACAGCGUAGCUUUCGAUAUCGACGAGAAAGCACAAGAAGAAAAGACUUUCGAUAUCAAUAAUGAGCCUGAAGAUAUAGCCGGACCUUCCGCAAAGAGCCACGAUCAAAGGGAAUCGAAGUCAAUAAAGAAGAAGAAAAAGCGUAAACCUUGGAGAGAGGAACGCGUGAAAUCAACGCCGGCAAAGAAGCAGCACGAAAAGUCCAGAUCCGCAACACCAUCGGUCGAGAAAGCCGACGACAGCUAUGUGCUCGGAUGUCUUUUAAAAUCGGCCGGUGUCCGUUGUGCUAUGAACCAUGAUGACCUGAUCAGUGACGAGCCUUCUGGUUACCUCGUGGAGAAAGAAGCUGACGCUGUCGCAACUCGAGCCGCCAAAUCCAUCCGUAGACGGACAAAUAUAUCAUUCGUGCAAAAGUUUCGCUCCAAAUUCCAACACCACCGGUGGAAGGAGAUUUGUCCAUGA